Molecule: messenger RNA, 4495 nt
Organism: Lytechinus pictus (painted urchin)
Lineage: Eukaryota; Metazoa; Echinodermata; Echinoidea; Temnopleuroida; Toxopneustidae
Product: meiosis-specific with OB domain-containing protein-like
Exons: 13
Coding region: 136-1683 (515 amino acids)
Biological process (GO): resolution of meiotic recombination intermediates
Molecular function (GO): single-stranded DNA 3'-5' DNA exonuclease activity; single-stranded DNA binding
Source: RefSeq, a predicted model, not a curated record
GAUAACAAACCAGCUGAGGAUGAACGUGGACUCGACAAAAAUAAAUAAACAAUUUCUUUCAUCCAGAAACGUUAUAACCAAUCUAUAAUUUCAGAGAAGAAUUCGACAACGUAACUAGGAUCCAUAUUAAACCAGAUGGCAUGGGCAGGCAAUAUCGGUGGUGACUUUGGUUCCCAGAAUACCUGGCCAGAUGGGACACCUAUCAAGCAUGGACUUGGACUUGGACCAUCAAAAAGAGCAUCAAACCAAGCAUACGGUGCUGGUGAUGAAGAGAGGAAGGGGAACCUCAAAGAUUUGACUGCACAGGCAUCCAAUGUGGUUGUCAUUGGCAUUGUAAUUGCAAAACAGAAACCAAGACAAGUGCAAAGUAAAACAAAUCCUGGUACUGAUCGUUCAGUGUUUGGUUUCACCCUCCGCGAUUCUCCUGUUGAUUUCAUCAAUGCGUCUUGCUGGGGUUCAAGCGAACAUGUGCUGGAACUCAGCAAUAAAUUCAGAAUUGGGGAUAUUGUUGAGCUGAAGAACCCACAAGUUCAGACUAAGUCAAAUAGUGAAAUAGAGGAGAGAUGCAGACCGUGGACUCCAAGCGCCUUCCAACUGAACGUGAGCGAACGCUACUCCAAGCUGAACCUGUAUGACGGAUGGCAUGCUGAGCCGUUCGGAGCCUUACAGCACAUGCCAAUUAGAGAGAGCACUGAUUACUAUACCCUGGGUGAUGUCCUGGCUAAUGGGCGCAAUCUUCACGGAGAGCACAUCAACCUCCUAACACUCGUCAAGAAGGUUGGUGCUCCAAAAGACAUUGUAACAAAAGGAGGUCGGGAGACAAAGAGAUGCGAGGUGUCUCUCUUUGAUGAGACAUGCUCCUCUUUUUCUAUGGUCAUCUGGGAUGAAGAAGUUAUAGAUCUGGUGCAGCAAUGGGAACCCAAGGAAACAGUGAUAUUUGCUGUGGAUAUUGUAGCAAAAUAUGAUGAUUUCCGGAACACGAUGGUAGCCAGUGUGGACUCUAAAUCCAUCUUCACAGUCAAUCCUGAUACCCGGGAGGCACAUUCUCUAUACAAGUUUGGUAAAUCAUGUACAGCUGAUGAAGAGAGUUCAGAAGACACAAGAGAGAGCAUUGAUUUACAAACCAUCCAUGAUGUAUACAUGAUAGACGAGUUGAAGGCUAAGAUGAAUGACAAGCAACCGAUGAUGAUGCAAUCACCUUAUGGCAUUGUCUAUGCGUUCCUUUCAUCCUAUGAUCUGGAUGGACCGUCGUCUGCUGUGUUAUCUAUGAGAUGUACAAGCUGUCGGUGGAGAGUAGAUAAGGAGACAGGGACAUGCUUGAAUAGCAAUUGUUCUGCUGCCCUCACUGACCAAUCCCAGGCCGUUUUGAACUAUGACCUCAGGGUCAGUCUGUCUGACCUGUCCGGAACUAUCAGUGGGGUCUUUAUCGGAGGAUAUGUGGCAGAGCAAAUCAUUGGAAAAUCGGCUGAGGACUUCUCCAAGUGUUCCAAAGGUGAGCUGACGAGGAUCAAAUGGCAGCGGCUUCUCGAGAGGUGCAAGGUGUACUUCAAGAUUCAGGAGAGACCCGGGAUCGUCAACGGCUCUUCUUCGUUUCUCAAGAUAUUGCAUUGCGAGAGAGCUGAACCCGAUGAGGUACUCAAGAACAUCAGGUCUAGACAGACACAGGCAUCUCAUGUACAGUAGUGCCUCAGUCACAUUAACUGAACAGACUCCAGGGGUCCGUAACACAAAGCUUAGCCAUCAUCGUAGAACAUUUCUUUACGAUUGAUUGCAUUGACUUCAGUGUACAAUCAGACGUGAAAAGCAAGCGUAUGAUCGAUCGCUAACCAUCGUGUUACGGGACCCAGAGCAACCAAAGAUAUUCCAUCAUUUCAAAUGACAUACGAUUGUUCGGUUUGGAGUCAUUUUUGUAGUGACUGAAACAUUUCUUCCCUCUGCUUUAUGAAAUAAGGACAGUACAACUUUGUCUGAAAAGGGGAAUUUAAUGAUUUCCACCAUCAUUGUCAUUGUAACUUUGAACAUUAAAUGGCAGUUGGAGGAUCCAUGCCGGGGAGGGGGGGAGGCGAGGGCACCCUCUAUGUUUUGAUAAUCAUCCACUGAGCAUAUAUAUACAUAUUUAAAAAAAACAGUGUAACUAAAUCAAACAAAAGUGUCAUUUACACUACCUUAAAUUUGCGCUAUGCGCCCCUUUUAUUUAAAAUUCCUGAAUAUACCACUUGUGUAUGGUGUAGGUAUUUUCCCCAUUCCUUAAGAGAAUAUCUUUAAGUGAUCCCAUUUCUUCCUUUCAGAGUUGGCUGAAAAGAUUUGAUGACAUUUUUGACAAUCUUGAAAUUUGUAAAGUUAUUUUUGCACUAUUUAAAUAACAAUCUGAAAGUAAUUUCAAUACAUGAAUGAAUGGCAAUAUUGAUUUUCUUAUAGCCUGCAGAAAUGGCUUAGAUUCAUUUAUUAUUGAACAUAUUUAAAAAUGUAUAAUAUAUUGAACCAAAGGUAUGUAUUUAUAACAUUUUAAGAAAUGCUUUAUCUAUGUUGUAUGCCAAAGAAGGAACAAUGUACUAAAACAUGAUCAAUAAUAUGCUGCUUUUUAUAAUCAUUUUUAAUGUGGUUAAUUGUAUGUAAUAUUAAAAUACAUAUUCAAAUAUUAAAUACAAUCUAAGUUUCCUAACCUCAUAAAAGAAUUACUUUUUAAUUUCAAUGUAACAUUUUAUUUGUAAAUACCUUGAUGCACAGUGAAUAUGUUUUCUAAGAAAUGUUUAUGUAAGUAUAUGAUAUGGAGGACUACAUUUUGUAUUCUUUAUGGGAAGAGAGUAUAUAUACUUAAGAAUAAAGAUAUGUGUUUUUAUAACAUUUUAACCCGAAUUCCGUACAGAAUUUGAUUUCUGCCAAAAUAUGGACUCUUCACAUCGUAUGUUUUUUUAUAUAACAAAAGGAGUUUCUUCUUAAAAAUGUGUAUUUCCCAUCUGUUUGGUCAAUGCAAGAUUCACUCGUAGGCAGAACUUUACAGAGCAAUCAUUAUCAAUAUUUGCAAUGUCGAGAGCCGUGGUGUAGUGGUUCUAACUCUUGCCUUGUAAACAGAGGGUCCUGUGUUCGAAUCCCAUCGCGGUCUAGCGUCUUUGGCAAGGCGUUAAUCCACACUUUGCUACUCUCGACCCAGGUGCUAUAUGGGUACCAGGUAGGAUGCGAAAGAUAUUGUAUGUUUGAAUUUGCCAAUGCCAUAAUUAGGCUGCAAUGAAUGCAAGGAAUGCUCCCCAGGGAGUGGAAAUUGUGCACUUUUCGUGCGGGAUUAAAAUGAAUCCAAUGACCGGGGUAAUAAUAUGCUGUAAAAUGCUUUGAGCCGUUCUGGGAAAAGCGCUAUACAAAAAAUUGACUAUUUACACAUCUUGAUUAUUUGGGAACUAUGGAGGAAGAGUGUUCCUUCAAAUGGCUCUGGGGAGCUUUACAUGAAGAGUUUUGUCGUUGUCGGUGAUAUUCACUGACUAAUGUGCUCUCAGCCAAUCAGAUGCAAGGAUUUUCAGUAGCUUAUAAUUUUUUUUUAAUGAAACCCUCAAUGCCCAAGUUGUCUCGUGUAUAGAGGGACCUCCUUCAAAUAUGUAUUUAAUUUGGAUAUGUUGCAUUGGAAGUGACUUGUGUUUAAGGUGUUUUAAUUCACUGUCUAAACAUAUAUUUUCUUAUAAAGAUAGCAAAAAGCUUGAAUAUGACUGCAUCAACAAUAUGGAAAUGGUGAAAAUUAUUUCUAUAAUCAAAUAAGGCUAACAAAUGUAGCUUCUCGUGAACGUCUAUAUACAGAAGUGGAUGAAUGUUUUGCAUGCUGCAUUAAAAAAGCAAAUUUACGCUCCGAGAACCCUCUUGUUUGAUAGCCAGACCCUUGGAGAAGAGGAGUAGAUAUUAAUCAGAUGAAAAUCAACAAAAAAUGAUACAGAACAAGGCGGGAAUAGGCGUGCUAAAGGAAUGUAAAAUAGUCAUGACGCACUCUUGAUACAAACAAACACAGAAGCAUGAUCGGUGGCCGUGUUGAGUGAGGAACUGUGCAUUUCCUUGACAUUAAACAAUGUGCUCAAUUCAGGCAUGAACACAAAUGCAGAGAAUCUUUUCCACCCAUUUUAGCGUUGACAAAUAUUGACUUGCCAAGCCCCUAUUUUUAUGGAACAUACUCUGACCGCUUCCUUCACGCCUGUAUUGGAAUAAGACAUUAAGUGAAGGGGAAGGGAGCUGGAUGGAAUAUGUCAAUGUUGUUGAAAUUGGUGAACAUUGAAUGUGUUUUAUUCAUUUGGUAACACUAUGCAGUAGUACUUGUACCAUGGCGUCUGUGUAUGUGCGAGUGCGAAUUUGCAAAAUUGUAUUCUUCAAAUUCAGAUUUCCAAAAGAAAUAAUUUUCUCUGAUCAAAUUGAUUUUAUAAUUUCUUCUUUCAAACUAUUUUACUUUUUUAUUUGUUUUAUCAAUCUAUCUAUUUAUAUAAACUCAUAGAAUAUAAUUCAUACUUGAAUAACCUAUACGUAU